Vicia villosa (hairy vetch) is the source of this 1005-nucleotide messenger RNA. RefSeq lists its product as uncharacterized. Bases 1 to 1005 code for a protein of 334 amino acids. The record is from RefSeq and is a predicted model, not a curated record. NCBI's taxonomy places the organism in Eukaryota, Viridiplantae, Streptophyta, Magnoliopsida, Fabales, Fabaceae. The transcript has a single exon.
AUGGACGCCCUCCUCCUCAAAGCCCAAGCUUACAUUGCUUUCGAGGAAGGCGAAGCAGUUGUGAAGAAAGCCUCAAGAGGCAACGACACUGCCCGCAGCUCAAGCCAAGACUGCUCUCUUUUGCGCCGGGGCCACGAAAAAAGAAAAGAUGACAUGCCCCGCGACACGAAGGAACACAGGGGACCAUCUGGUCGUUUCAAUGACUACACCCCCCUGAACGCUUCACGCGAGCGUAUUCUAUCCGAAUGCAAGAGCACCGAGUUCAAAAACUCCAACGUUAAGCCCCCGAGGCCAAAUCCCACCAGGCCAGGGACUGACAAAUCCAAAUACUGCAAGUAUCACAAAAGUCACGGGCAUCUGAGCGACGAAUGCAUACACCUCAAAGAUGCCAUCGAGACUCUGAUUAAGGAAGGUCGUCUGUCUAAAUACACGAAGAAGGGAGAAUCUUCCCGGAGAGAAGGGGCAAGGAACUCUGACAACGAUAACUCACCAGAUAGCCGACCAUUGCAGGUUGCUCUGUCCGUCACCCGACCAGAGGACUUCAUAUCUUCGGUUGGAGUGACCUCUGCUUUUAGCACAUGGGAAGGAUUCCCGACCGCGAUGGUCAUCUCCAACGGCAGGGAUCCAGGUUCUCUCACGAUCGGCUCAGUAAAAAGAAUGUUUGACGAGCUGAUCAGCGCCAAUUCAGAUCUUGGCCCGACCCUUCAGAAGUUCAGAGUAAAAUCAGACCCAGUCACCUUCUACCUCGAAGAUCUCCCCGGAGGAGCCCCAAAUGCCACGAUCCCCCUGCUCGUUCGAGCAAGUAUGGCUAAUUUUGAUGUCUUUCGGAUCCUUAUCGACGAGGGAAGCUCAGUCGACAUCAUGUACUCCCAUCUUUUUCAGACCCUCAAGCUGGACGACUCCCAUCUCACUCCAUAUGUAGGCUCCGAUCUCCAGGGCUUCAACGGGACUACCACCAAACCCCGGGGUUACGUCGAAUUGAUCGUCACUUUCGGGGAAGGAUAA